AAAUCUGACAGUGACAUAGCGGUUCUCUAACCUGUCAAAAAAUAUACAAAUAUCAUUAUUCAUCGCUUGGUAAGAUUUCUGAGUUCCAUAUUUUUUAGUGAAAAUAUUUUAAAAUGUCUAGAGGAAGCAGUGCAGGAUUUGAUCGCCACAUAACUAUAUUUUCACCUGAGGGUCGACUGUAUCAAGUUGAAUAUGCUUUUAAAGCUAUUAAUCAAGCCGGUCUAACUUCAGUAGCAGUAAAAGGAGUGGAUACAGCAGUUUGUGUAACACAAAGAAAAAUUCCUGAUAAACUAAUUGACGCCAAUACCAUUACCCAUUUAUUUCAACUCACGGAUUCUAUUGGAUGCGUUAUGACUGGUAUGAUUGCCGAUAGCAAGUCGCAAGUGCAAAGAGCUAGGUAUGAGGCUGCUCAAUUUAAAUAUAAGUUCAAUUACGAAAUGCCACUAGAUGCUUUGUGUAGAAGAGUAGCAGACAUUUCCCAAGUAUACACGCAAAAUGCUGAAAUGAGGCCCUUAGGUUGUUCUAUGGUCCUAAUUGGAUAUGAUAAUGAAAUUGGACCGUGCGUUUACAAAGCAGAUCCAGCUGGAUAUUAUUGUGGAUACCGAGCUGUAAGUGUCGGUGCUAAACAGACGGAAGCUAAUAGUUACUUGGAAAAGAAAUUAAAGAAAAAGCAAGAGUUGCAGCAUGAUGAUGUUAUUCAGUUAGCUAUUAGUUGUCUGUCAAGUGUCCUAUCAGUGGACUUUAAGCCUUCAGAAAUAGAAGUUGGAGUUGUAUCAAAGGAUGAACCAAAAUUCAGAAAAUUAACAGAACAAGAGAUUGAUAGACAUUUAACUGCUAUUGCUGAAAAAGAUUAAUCAAAACAUUUUAAUUUAUCUCAUUAAAUUUUUUUUAUAUAACAUUGGAUUGGUUUAAUUACAAUAUACUUAUUUAGGUAAUAAAUAUUAAGCUACUAAU
Molecule: messenger RNA, 954 nt
Organism: Anoplophora glabripennis (Asian longhorned beetle)
Lineage: Eukaryota; Metazoa; Arthropoda; Insecta; Coleoptera; Cerambycidae
Product: proteasome subunit alpha type-6
Exons: 2
Coding region: 114-854 (246 amino acids)
Biological process (GO): ubiquitin-dependent protein catabolic process
Cellular component (GO): proteasome core complex, alpha-subunit complex; proteasome core complex; cytosol
Source: RefSeq, a predicted model, not a curated record